CGGUCUUGGGUGUUCCCAUUCCAUAAAGCACAGUGUGUCGCUCCAAUCCCGGUCCUUCUUUCUCCUGGCUGAGCUGAGGCCUCAGCCAUGGCGACGAGCUUCUUGUCCACAACCGCUGCCUCGUCCCUCGCCGUUCCCGUCGGCUUCCUCUCCCUCCACAAGCCCACCGCCUCCUCCUCGCUCCCCUUCCCCUCCAAACAGCGCCGCUCACCGUCCUGCUCCCUUCUCCCACCCGAACGCCGCCGCUUCUCCACAUCCUCCUCUUCCAAGACCCCCACCACCAACCUCUUCUCGUCAAUCACGACUGUCUCGAGAACCCUCCUCUUCCUGCUCGUCGCCUCCUUCGUCUCCCUCUCCGGCGUCCGCCCCCUCGCUUCCCUCGCCGCCCUUCCUCCACCCACGCAGCAACCGCAGGAGGCCAAGGGGCCGGAAGAAGAGCAGGAAGAACCCGAAGAAGAAGGGGUGCAGGAGGAAGCGGAGUGGUUUGAGAAAGAGGAAGAAGAGGUGGAGGCGGCGUGGAUGCAGCCAAGCGACGAGGAGGGGGCGGAGGAGGAAGAAGAAGAGGACGACGAGGUCCAGAUGUAUCUGGAAGUCCUGAGCACCGACCCCGGCGACGUGAGCGCGCUCAAGUGCCUGCUGUUCGCCAGGAUGAGGCGCAAGGACUGGGCAGGCGCGCUGCGGUACGCGGCGCAGCUCCGGGAGGCCGACCCCGGCGAGGUGGAGUGGCGGCUGAUGGAGGCGCUGCUGCACGAGCUCAAGGGGGACCUCGCCGAGGCCGAGCGGCUCUUCCAGGAGGUCCUCGCGGAGAAGCCCCUGCUCGUCCGGGCUCUCCAUGGACUCGCAUUGUGUAUGCAUAAAAGACUAGAAGGCCCCACUGUUUUUGAAAUGCUGGAGAAGGCUUUGCAACUCGCGAUAUCCGAGGAAAGGGUCCCAGAAGAGCGCAACAUAAAGCUUCUGAUUGCACAGAUGCAUGUUGUGAAGGGUGACUUGGAUGUUGCAUCAGAGAAAUUGCAAAGUCUUAUUAACGAGGAUCCUCGGGAUUUUCGGCCGCAUCUUUGCCAGGGUAUUGUAUAUGCACUUUUGGACAAAAAGGAAGAAGCGGACGUGCAAUUUGAUACAUACAGAAGUCUUGUGCCGGAUGAAUUCCCAGACAAGAGUUUUAUCAAUGAUGUUAUACUAUCAGCGAAAAUGGAGUCAAAAGAUCGGCUACAAAAGAAAUUUGUGUCUGAGUUCCUAUCUAAGAAAUGACAAUGCAGGAUUUUCCAUUCCUGAACGGCUCAUCAUACUUAGUGGUAGUUCUAGGUAGUUUGCCCCUAUUGAUGUGCACAUUAGUACAACGAUGUUAUAAGUAAAAAUAUACUACAAUAAAGAUAAGAGGAGAUUUGUGUCUCCUGUCACCAAUUUUCUCA
Molecule: messenger RNA, 1409 nt
Organism: Brachypodium distachyon (stiff brome)
Lineage: Eukaryota; Viridiplantae; Streptophyta; Magnoliopsida; Poales; Poaceae
Product: protein SLOW GREEN 1, chloroplastic
Exons: 4
Coding region: 88-1248 (386 amino acids)
Molecular function (GO): protein binding
Source: RefSeq, a predicted model, not a curated record